GGGGUGUGGAAGCUAGCGAAAAGGUAGCAACCGCGGCCCAUGCUCCUCGAAGUUUUUGACGCGGCGCACCUCCGACGGUCCGACGGUGCUCCCGGCUUCUGUGGACGAUUCCUCCAGGUUCCCGCGCGGGAGAUCGGUCGCGGCGCGGUGGCUGGCAUCCCGGCCUGCUCGGCCGCGACCAGCGGUGGCGCGGACCUUUGCCCGCUCCCGCCGCCCUGCCCGCCGCCGCCCGCGUGGCCGAACCUGACCUGCACGGGGCUGGCCUGCCUGCGGGCGGUGUGCCCGCCGUGCCCAUCCCUGAGCUGCCCUGAAAGGCAUGUGUGGGCGCUGCUGUUCAUCGCCGCGGCGCUGGACUUCGCGGUGGCGGGGCUGCGUUUGCUUCCAGGCCGGAUCGAGGCAAACUUCCGUCCAUGUAGGUGGUGUCAACGGGGCCAGGAGGCCUCCCUUUCCGGGGUGGCGGCAUCAUUGAGAGGGUUGAUGCCCGGCAGUAGGAUCCUAGUCCGCUACGUCGACGCUGGGGAGG
Messenger RNA from Prorocentrum cordatum, 523 nucleotides. The record is from the annotation of a GenBank genome assembly. NCBI's taxonomy places the organism in Eukaryota, Dinophyceae, Prorocentrales, Prorocentraceae.